AUGGCGUUAUUAAAAAAAGAGAUCGCAGCUUUGCGCACAAGCUCCAAUCCCUACAGUUCCUCUCUGGAAUCACUCAAAAAAUAUCUAGCUGACGUUAAGCUUGCAUUGAAGGAGCUGCAAGAAAAAAGAAUUGGGUUUAACCCUGCAACCUGUGAUACAUAUUUGUCUCCUAUAUCUUGUGAGGACAAGAUUCCCGGAAGGCGGGUAGUUAAGAAUAAAAGUGCACAGAAAUCGCUGUUAGCCAAGAUAAGCUCGCACGCGUCCACACCGGCCGCUCCCUUUCCACCAGAGCCCACAGUGAGGGUAUCGUGCUCACCUACGACAUCGCAAGGCGCAGCGAACAAUAAAUCAGUCCCACAGUCCAGCGGCACAGACUCUAAACAAUUGUCCAGUCAACCGAGUUAUGCUAAAGUUGUGGACGGUUCUGACUUGGGUCCUAAAUUUGCGCUUGAUUGUGAUUUAUUAACCGUUUCUGAACACAAUGAUAAUGUAAACAAUUCGCACGUUCUGUCACUAAAACCGAUAAAAGAGGGGAACUGGACUACAGUGACGAGUAAACGUCAAAAGAGACUAGAGAAUAGAAAAGGAAAAGCGCAUCCAAUAAGCGAAUUUAAUUUCAAAGCAGCAGAAAGAACCUUAUCUAUGUAUAUAUCACGAGUACACAGAGAUAGUACGGCGAAUGACAUUGCUGGCUUUAUUAAGUACAAGACUCAACUGGAAACGGUAGUUACUAAAAUUAAUACGUACGAAAAUAGUUUUAAUGCCUUUAAAAUCACAGUACCGCUUCAUAAGGCUGAUCUCUUUUUGAAUGAUGAGGGGGAUCAAUUUUGGCCCGCGGGAAUUGUUUUUAGAAAGUUUAGAAAGCGUGGGUAUCGCCCCGUACAAAGAGAACCAAGGAAUGAGAACAAAAUUACUAAUAAACAAUAUGGAUAA
Messenger RNA from Parnassius apollo (apollo), 933 nucleotides. The record is from the annotation of a GenBank genome assembly. NCBI's taxonomy places the organism in Eukaryota, Metazoa, Arthropoda, Insecta, Lepidoptera, Papilionidae.